Molecule: messenger RNA, 261 nt
Organism: Arabis nemorensis
Lineage: Eukaryota; Viridiplantae; Streptophyta; Magnoliopsida; Brassicales; Brassicaceae
Source: the annotation of a GenBank genome assembly
AUGCAAGGUUACUUCAAGAACAAAGAAGAAAUCGAGAAGACGAUCAAUGAAGAAGGCUGUCUUCACACAGGAGAUAUAGGUACAUUGAUGAUGAUGGAGAUAUCUUUAUCUUUGAUCGCAUCAAAGAACUCAUCAAAUACAAAGCUCGCUUUUUAUUUCCGGUUUAAUUCUGCACUCGAUCCUAAGCAUGAAGAAGUAGUAGAAGAAACUAUGAUCCUUGAUCUCUUACAAGUAAUUGCGUGGUUGUUUAACGGUUUAUGA